Messenger RNA from Aspergillus oryzae RIB40, 738 nucleotides. Its product is annotated as ureidoglycolate hydrolase. Gene Ontology annotation, molecular function: ureidoglycolate hydrolase activity; ureidoglycolate lyase activity. The record is from RefSeq and is a predicted model, not a curated record. Gene Ontology annotation, biological process: allantoin catabolic process. NCBI's taxonomy places the organism in Eukaryota, Fungi, Ascomycota, Eurotiomycetes, Eurotiales, Aspergillaceae. The coding region runs from base 1 to 738 and encodes 245 amino acids. The transcript has a single exon.
AUGGCACCCAUCCUCACCACCACCCCAACCCUCCAGGUGACACCCUCACCACUAACCAAAGAAGCCUUCGCUCCCUUCGGCACCGCAAUCUAUUCUCCUCUCCCCCGCGAUCUCAACCAAGCCCCAGCAAGCACUACAAGCCUCACACCUCACAAUCCCACCCCAGUGCUCGCAAACCAAAACUCCGCUCUAAAAUACAGCCCCAUCUCCCCCCUCCUCGACAACUACACCAACAAAUGCCCCAGCAACCAACCCUCCUCCGCCCGCAUGACCAUGUUCAGCUGCUUCCCCCGCCAAUUGCGCUCCCUCCCCGGCAAGAACACGAAGGCCUUCGACGUCCGCAUCCUCGAAUGUCACCCCUUCACUACCCAGACCUUCACCCCGAUUGACCUCUCUAGUCAGUCGACCGCCGGUGGGCAGGAGGAGCCGUAUUACUUGGUUGUGGUUGCGCCGACGUUGAAGGGCCAGACGGUUACGGCUAUGACGCCCUCGGGACCGGUGACGGUGAGGGAUCCGCCGGAUUUGAAGAAUCUGAGGGCGUUUGUCGCGCGCGGGGGACAGGCGGUUACGUAUGGCGCGGGGACGUGGCAUGCGCCCAUGGUGGUGGUUGGGUCUCGGCGGGUGGAUUUUGUCGUCGUGCAGUUUGUUAAUGGGGUUGAGGAAGAGGAUUGUCAGGAGGUGGCGUUUGGGGAGGGUGUUGUUGUGGAGGUUGGGGGGAGGGCUGUUGCGAAGCUUUAG